Molecule: messenger RNA, 579 nt
Organism: Caenorhabditis elegans
Lineage: Eukaryota; Metazoa; Nematoda; Chromadorea; Rhabditida; Rhabditidae
Gene: Y54G2A.15
Product: SCP domain-containing protein
Exons: 5
Coding region: 24-497 (157 amino acids)
Source: RefSeq, marked reviewed
AAAUCGAUAUUUUGAUUCACAACAUGAAGAUGUUCUUCCGUUUCACUCUGCUGCUUUUCAUAGCUCAAUGUGCAUUUGGCGGACCGACGAAACUUACUGAGGACGAACAGUUUGAAUUUUUAAAACGAGCCAAUAAUUUGAUGCAAAGCAAAGCUAAACUCGACGCUUAUACUUGGAUGAAUUUCGACGCCGAACUCGAGGCUGAAAUAUUGAAAAUGUCGUGCGAUGAAUUGGAAAAACAGCGAGGAAUUCGAUUUUUCGAGUCAAAGUUGGUUAAUCAUGAGAUUACAAGUAGAACAGGAGAAACUGGAAUUGCGUGCAUCAAGAGUGAUUGUAUGUACACAGAUCUCAUACCAGCUGUGCCGAUCGCUCAUAUGUGCCUUUACAAUCGCCCAGUGGUCACAACAACCGUCCCACCAUCAACGACUUCUGGAACUGACAAUAUUGCGAGUUUUUUCUUUGGAAUUCUCAUUUUUGGAGUUUUGAACUUGCCUUGAGAUGAUGGUUUUUCAGUGUGGAUCUUUGAAUAAACGGUUAAAAGUUCCCUAAAACAAUGAUAAAAUAUUUCAAGGAACUGUC